Molecule: messenger RNA, 1512 nt
Organism: Exophiala spinifera
Lineage: Eukaryota; Fungi; Ascomycota; Eurotiomycetes; Chaetothyriales; Herpotrichiellaceae
Exons: 4
Coding region: 1-1512 (503 amino acids)
Molecular function (GO): succinate-semialdehyde dehydrogenase (NAD+) activity
Source: RefSeq, a predicted model, not a curated record
AUGGAUAAGCUUCGCCAGUCCCCUAUUCUAUUAAAGGACAUUCCGUAUACGUUCAAAGAUAUCUCGCUUUUGGACGACAGGGCGUUUGCAGGAGGCGCUUGGCAGAAAUCAUCAUCUGGGCGGACAUUUCCAGUUGAAGACCCCUCCGAUCAGCAGAUUUUAGCUCGUGUCGCCGACUGCGACGUAGACGACUAUGAAAAUGCAAUCCACGAAGCGCACGCCGCAUUUGUUUCCUGGAAAGCCACUACACCCAAUGCCAGAGGGAAAUCUUUACGCAGAUGGGCCAACGAAAUCCAGGCUUCUUGCGAUGAUCUCGCCGCCCUGUGUACUCUCGAGCUGGGGAAGCCUUUCAAGGAGUCACUGUCGGCAGUGACCUACGCGAUCAAUUGUGUAAACUGGUUUGCGAACCUGGCAGAGGAAGGAUGCGGUGGAGAGACAGUUCCCAAUUCCGGAGGUCAAAGUAAGACGAGAAUCUUCACAAUACGACAACCCGUUGGAGUUGUCGGUGCCAUAACGCCCUGGAACUCUCCCUUUUCGGGCGUUUUGAAGAAGAUCGCACCAGCAAUCGCUGUUGGCUGCACAGUUGUCCAUAAACCAGCCCCAGAAACGGCACUAUGCGCCAUAGCGCUUGCGAAGACUAGUGAACGUGCUGGAAUCCCCGCGGGUGUAUACAACAUGUUGACAAGCUCUGCUAGAGCGGCAGCAGAGGUGGGCUCGCUUUUUAGCUCCCAUACAAUGGUCCGUCAUGUUACAUUUACAGGGUCAACGGGUGUGGGUCGGUAUCUGGCGGAGAGAUGUGGUGCAAACUUGAAAAAAGUGACGAUGGAGCUUGGAGGCAAUGCUCCAUUCAUUGUAUUUGAUGACGCUGAUCUAGAUCUAGCUGUUCGAGGUCUUCUUGCAUGCAAGUUCACCUCCUCUGGUCAGGUAUGUAUCUUUGCCAACAGAGUUUUGGUACAUACGAAUGUUCAUGACAUGUUCCUGGAGAAACUACAACAUUCAAUCCAGCAAAAUAUCCGUCAAGGCUCACCCUGGGACCAACACACCACGCUCGGACCUCUCUACGCAAGGCAGGGUGCGGAAAAAGUUGACCGGCUGGUCAAUGACGCUAUACUCAAAGGCGCUGAGUGCCUGACCUCGGGCAACUACGAACAAGGAUCAACUUACUACCCUGCAAAGCUCCUGAUCAAAGUGACCGGCGCUAUGGACAUCUCCAAAGAAGAAAUAUUCGGCCCUGUGGUAGCAAUUUCUGCCUUCCAGACGGAAGCUGAAGCCAUCGAGAUCGCAAAUUCCGCUAAUACUGGACUUGCAGGAUACGUAUAUACGGAAAAUAUUUCGCGACUUUUCCGGAUAGCAGAGGCAUUGCAGGUCGGUAUGGUGGGUGCUCGCACUGGAACUAUUAGCGCUAUCGAGCAGCCCUUUGGAGGCAUCAAAGAUAGUGGAUUGGGGCGAGAAGGUUCAAGACAUGCAUUGGAGGAGUACACUGACCUCAAAGCGAUAACAUUGGCGCUAUAG